AUGAGUAGUGUUGUUAAUAAGAGUGGAACAAGGUUUACGCCGAGACUGAAAGGGCGCAGGGCUCCAGUUGCCGCCGCGGUUACAAAGGAACCAAGCUCUUCUGUGGUGAACACCCAAGAAACAGUGACUGAACCAUUGAUCGAGAAGCCGAGUCCAUUGAUUGAAAAGCCGAGUGUUAAUGAGUUAGAGGGAGCAACCCAAGUCCCAGAAGCCAACUUUGAAAGUGAUGAAGAAGAGAGAAAAGAAGAAGAAGAUAUAGACGAUAGGCUGGAAGAAAGAACCGUCCCAAUCAGGACCACCGCCUCUACGAAAAACGCCAGUGGUAUCAAGAAAUCGAAUGCUCCAGUAAGUUUGAGCGGCCAGCCUAUUUUUGACAAAAGUUUUAUGCCCUCGCAGACCAGCACGCAGGUUCCACCAGGAAUACACGGUAUUUCUGUGAACCAUCCAACUUUACGUUCAAGUAGAUUGAGAUCCUUGAGCAAAAACCUCGAAAAACCCCAUUUUAAGCCUAGCUUCAAUGAAGGGAGGAAGAAUAGUGUUUCCAGCCCGACAACAACCAGGCGACGUCUGUCUAGUAUUUCGAACAACCUUCCGAGAACACUGAAGAAUGGGCAGGUCAUUGAGAGUGAAAAUUCGGCGCUGAACACCCUCAAGAGAAGGAGACUAUCGACUAGAACAAAUAUCUCAAAGAAGUCUGGAUCCACACAUAGAAUUAGUAUCGUCCCGAAGAUCCAGGCCCCCGUAAAGAAAGCUGUAAAACUUCCCGACCCCAUUGCGCGAAAGAAGGGUGAAUCUGACUUGUAUGGUAGAACAGAUGAAAUGUACGAAAAGUACCAAGUAAAAAACUCCAAGGAGAUCCCCAAAAAUAUGAAGGUUGAGGAUUCUGCGAAAUAUCUGAUCGACGAGGAUUGCUUCACAAUGGCAGAAUUAUGCAAACGCACACUGGCUAUAGGUGAGGUUUCGGAUAACUUCGAAAGGGCACAGGAGGCGCGUAGAAUGAAAUUGGAGAAAAGGAAACAACGUAGGGAGUUGAGGAUGAAAGCUCGUGAUCAGUUCAAAUCGCUACAAGAUUUGACCAAAGAGGAAGUAGAAAGGGAAAAGGAGGAGAGGAAGCAAAAAAGAGACAAACUUCUUAAUUCAGAAUUUCCUGAAGAUCAAUAUCGACAAUCCACCAAUGCACCACAGCUGAAACUGAAUAAGCAUGGUGAUAUCGGCCUAGAUGAAGAGUCUACGGUAGUGGAUAGACAUAAGAACGCCACUCUAGACAAUUUCCAGAAGCAAAAAGUUGAUGAAAAUCCAUUCGACAAUCUGUACAACUACGGGACGUAUGGUAGGGCGACUUACACAGAGCCAUGGACCCCCGACGAGAUGGUCAAGUUUUAUAAGGCAUUGGCAAUGUGGGGGACCGAUUUCAACUUGCUAGCGGAACUGUUCCCAUACAGAACGAGACGACAAGUAAAAUCUAAAUUUACGAAUGAAGAGACAAAACAUCCAGUGAUGAUUGAGCUGGCGCUGCGGUCUAAAUUACCGCCCGAUUUUGACUCCUAUUGCAAAGAAACUAGAAAGGAUUUGGGUACUGUGGAAUCUUUCAACGAAAAAGUGGAAGCGCUUCAGAAAGCGCACGCACAAAAUUUGAAGGAAUUAGAAAAGGCAAAGGAACUAGCGAGUCUGGAGGACUUGAACAAUAACAAGGACGGUGAUACCAAGAGUCUGAUCAACAAGAAGACAUCUGGUGGUUUAUUUAGCAGGGAAUUGAAGUCCUACAGGAAGGGUGAAGUUGUCCUUGGUACCAUCGACGAUGCGAAACGGAAGAGGGAGUUAGAGGAAUCCAUAAGUGAGAUACCGGCAGCUGAAGACGAAGAAGUAACAAGUCGCAUAGAAGAUACGGAAGUAGCUCAACAAACGAACGGAAACGAAAAGGAGCAUACGGAAACGGAACCUUCUGAGUCGGGUCCCGCCGACCCUAAAUUGUCUGAGGGACAAAAAGAUACGCCGGCUAACGACGAAACAGAACAAUCGGGCGCAGAGUUGGGAAAAGAAGGAACGGAACAGGGAAAUAGCGAAAAACCGACGGAUGCCGAGUAA
This is a messenger RNA of Huiozyma naganishii CBS 8797, 2085 nucleotides long. It is a transcript of the gene BDP1, whose product is annotated as transcription factor TFIIIB subunit BDP1. Gene Ontology annotation, biological process: RNA polymerase III preinitiation complex assembly. The transcript has a single exon. NCBI's taxonomy places the organism in Eukaryota, Fungi, Ascomycota, Saccharomycetes, Saccharomycetales, Saccharomycetaceae. Gene Ontology annotation, cellular component: transcription factor TFIIIB complex. The coding region runs from base 1 to 2085 and encodes 694 amino acids. The record is from RefSeq and is a predicted model, not a curated record. Gene Ontology annotation, molecular function: TFIIIC-class transcription factor complex binding.